This is a messenger RNA of Astrephomene gubernaculifera, 699 nucleotides long. NCBI's taxonomy places the organism in Eukaryota, Viridiplantae, Chlorophyta, Chlorophyceae, Chlamydomonadales, Astrephomenaceae. The record is from the annotation of a GenBank genome assembly.
GUUUGGAAGUGCGGCGGACGGCUGGGCCUUCAGGCUGGACCAGUUCGCGGAGAUGUACGCUGAGAAGCUGGGUUGCAAGCCCGAGGCGCUCGUGCGGGGGCUGUGGGGCGACUGGGCGUACAGCCCCAAGGACAAGCGCGUUGUCCGCUCCUCCCGGCGAGGUGGUGGCGGCAGCGGCGGCAGCAAGUUGAAGCCCAUGUUCGUGCAGUUCGCGCUGGAGCCCAUCUGGAAGGCCUACAGCGUGUGCGAUGCGGGCGAGGACGUGGCGGGGGUGCUGGGCCCCAUCGUGCGGUCGCGGGGGCUGGGGCCGCUGCUGGCGCCGCGGGCACUGGAGCACCCCGACCCGCGGCAGGCGCUAAGGUCCGUGCUGCGCGCCUGGCUGCCUCUGUCGGAGGCGGUGCUGGGUAUGGCGGCUGCCCGGCUGCCCAGCCCGCCCGCAGCCGCACCCAGCCGCGCGCCCAGGCUGCUGGGGGGCCCGCCGGGGGGGCCGCCGCCGCCGGGUAUGCCGGAGGUGGCGGCGAGGGAGCUGGCGAGGGUGGAGUCCUGCAUCGCCCGCAGCGACUCCUCCCCCUCCGCCCCGCUGGUCAUCUACGUGAGCAAGAUGGUGGCGGUGCCGCGGGGGCUGCUGCCCAGAGGGGUGGGCGGCGGAGGCGCGGGAGAGGGGUCGGCGCAGGGCGCUGCGGGCGGGGCGGAUGAGGA